This is a messenger RNA of Tuber melanosporum (Perigord truffle), 909 nucleotides long. RefSeq lists its product as uncharacterized. The transcript is spliced from 12 exons. Gene Ontology annotation, biological process: mitochondrial citrate transmembrane transport. Bases 1 to 894 code for a protein of 297 amino acids. The record is from RefSeq and is a predicted model, not a curated record. NCBI's taxonomy places the organism in Eukaryota, Fungi, Ascomycota, Pezizomycetes, Pezizales, Tuberaceae.
AUGUCUAAUACUGCCACAGACAGAGCAAAAGAGAAGCCGAGCGUUACUCGUUCACUUAUCGCAGGAGCAAGUGCGGGGGCGAUCGAAAUUGCGAUUACCUAUCCGGCGGAUUUUGCGAAAACGAGAACGCAGUUAAAUCGUCGACUAGCCACUGCGGAGAAGCUUCCAUGGCCCAAAUUUGGAAAGGAAUGGUAUGCGGGGUGCACUACGGCCAUAAUUGGCAACUCUAUUAAGGCGGGCAUUCGUUUUCUUGCAUUCGACGCUUUCGUUAGUCUCUUCGCGGACGAGAACGGAAAGAUUAGUGGACCAAGAACUGUCCUUGCAGGGCUUGGAGCUGGUACUACGGAGUCGUUGAUCGCCGUCACACCGUUCGAAAGUAUCAAGACUCAAUUAAUCGACGAUCGUAAAUCCGGGAAACCACGAAUGCGGGGAUUUAUUCACGGCUCUAGAGUUAUUUGGAGGGAGAAGGGGUAUCGUGGUUUCCUUCAAGGUCUGGUGCCUACCACUGCCCGUCAAGCCGCAAAUUCUGCCGUGAGAUUCGGAUCGUAUACUACUAUUAAGCAGUUUGCGCAAAGCUACGUCGCCCCGGGUGAAAAGCUUGGCCCAUUAUCUACCUUUGGAAUUGGGGCAACGGCUGGCUUAAUUACAGUCUAUUGUACCCAACCUCUGGAUAGCAUAAAGACUAGGAUGCAAUCAAUCUCUGCCCGUACAGAGUAUAAGAAUAGUUUUCAUUGCGCGUACAGAAUCUUUACGGAAGAGGGAAUACUUGCCUUCUGGGCUGGUGCCUUGCCCAGGCUAAGUAGAUUAAUGAUUAGCGGAGGUCUUGUUUUUACGAUGUACGAGAAGACGAUGGAGGCGUUCGAUAAACUCGAUCCCGAGCGGAAAUACAUCUAAAACACUUUGUUCUUA